Habropoda laboriosa is the source of this 3180-nucleotide messenger RNA. RefSeq names its product rho-related BTB domain-containing protein 1 (gene RhoBTB). Lineage: Eukaryota; Metazoa; Arthropoda; Insecta; Hymenoptera; Apidae. The record is from RefSeq and is a predicted model, not a curated record. The transcript is spliced from 14 exons. Gene Ontology annotation, biological process: small GTPase-mediated signal transduction. Bases 290 to 2476 code for a protein of 728 amino acids. Gene Ontology annotation, molecular function: GTPase activity; protein binding; GTP binding.
CUCGCGUAAAACUUGAGUGAGGCUGUAUUGGAAGAUAGAAGAGCAACGAAGAACACUGCCAGUGUCGAAGAUCACUUCCUGGACACGUCCACUGACUUCUUACUUGUUGCAGCGUUCGUAGCGCGUAACCAGCCGCGAGAAUCAGCGCGGUUAUCGUUCACGUUGGGGAUCGGAUGUGGUGUACGUUGCGCCGUUCAUCUGGCGAAACGGUAGCACCGGAGGUAGCCGCUUGUUCGGACGAUCUGGCACCUGAGAGGGCGUAUUGGAUGAACAAGGGAGAUUGUCGGUGAUGGACAAUGAGCAGCCGCAUCAGGAACUGGUCAAGUGCGUGGUCGUCGGGGACACAGCAGUUGGAAAGACCAGACUGAUCUGUGCGAGGGCAUGUAACAAACACGUGUCGCUCUCGCAACUGUUGACGACCCACGUGCCCACUGUCUGGGCCAUCGACCAGUAUAGAAUCUACAAGGACGUCCUAGAGAGAUCCUGGGAGGUGGUGGAUAAUGUGAACGUUUCACUGCGUCUCUGGGACACGUUUGGUGACCACGAGAAGGAUCGACGUUUCGCCUAUGGAAGAUCGGACGUCGUGUUGCUAUGCUUCUCCAUAACGAACCCUGUUUCCUUACGGAACUGCAAGGCGAUGUGGUAUCCGGAAAUACGACGGUUCUGUCCGCAGACUCCGGUGUUGCUGGUUGGCUGCAAGAACGACUUGCGUUACAUGUAUCGAGAUGAAACGUAUUUAAGCUAUUUCCGCGACCGCAGUCCUUUCGUUAGGGCAACGAGAAAGAGCGACUUGGUGAUGCCUGAUCAAGCUCGGGCCGUCGCUAGGGAACUCGGUGUCUGUUACUAUGAAACCAGCGUUUUCACUUAUUACGGAGUCAACGAGGUCUUCGAGAACUCGAUACGUGCCGCCCUAAUCGCGCGGCGCCAGCAACGAUUCUGGAUGACGAACUUGAAGAGGGUGCAGAGGCCUCUGCUUCAGGCACCGUUCUGUCCACCAAAGCCAGUCCCACCUGAAGUGUGUCUAGCGGUAAGCACCUACGAGGAGAACAUGAAAACGCUGUGGACGAAGCCAGUUCACACUGACGUGACUCUGAUAGCUGGUAAUUGCAGCUUCUCCGCUCAUAGGUGUCUGUUAGCCGCUGCAUCGCCAGCGUUCCAUCGACUUUUCUCAAUGGAACUCGUCCAGGAACAGACACCGCGAAGUUCCAGCGAAUCCAGCAUGGUGAGCACGUUUGGAGAAGCAACGGUCGGCGACUUCAAUGACGACACAGAGUGCUUGAUUCGUAUCGAUCAAUCAAAACCCGCAAAAGUUUGGGAGCAACUAAAACGGCGCUCAAGCUUUCAAGUACUGCCCACGAUGGACAACCAGAGGAAAUCGGCUGGAGCGACCAGGGAGCUCAAUCAUCCUGCCUUCCAGAACAUCCGUGUAUGCCUGACUGAAAACCCAAAUGGAAUGCAACAACCGACGACAAUGGUAACGCUGUCGAAACUGGUCACGCCUCAAGCGCUGCAGCAAUGCUUGCAGUUCAUUUACACAGGCAACUUGGAUAAACGGUAUCAAGAUCUACAAGAGAUUAGGCAAGCAGCAGAGUUCUUGGAGCUACCACAGUUGCUGAUAGUGCUUGGAACUUUGCAAAACAGAGAUCUCAGCAAUGAUCUGAAUAAUCGGUACAAGCAAGUGGUGAGGCAACGUCUGGAAGAUAUUUGCCUGGAACAAGGAUUAUUCGCCGAUGUGGUGUUUGAACUGGACGAUGGAAGUGUCCCAGCCCACAAAGCGAUUCUCACUGCCCGAUGUGACGUGAUGAAAGCCAUGUUCUCCGGUGAUUUCCGUGAAAGUAGCGCAAAAGUGAUAGUGUUCCCUGGAGUGCGCGAAUACACGUUUCACAAGCUUCUCUGUUAUCUCUAUACGGACGAGGUGCCAGCAAUUUCCUCUGCCAGGUGCUUGAACCUCUUAGAAUUGGCAAAUCGCCUCUGCUUACAGCGGCUGGUGAACCUGGUCGAGAGCAGAGUAAUCGAAGAUCUCGAGAGAUUGUCUCAGAACGAGGGAAAUGAGGCCGUGGAGAAUUGUCUGAGGCUACUGGAACCGUGCAAGUUGCAUAAUGCUGAUCAGCUGGCUGACUGGUGCAUGAACCACUUGUGUGUGAAUUACAACAAGUUGUGCAAGAUGUCACCACGAAGCGUUCGUCUUCUUCAUCCGGAAAAUCAGGAGUACCUCAACGAACAUAGAUGGCCUCCAGUAUGGUAUUUGAAGGAUUACGAUUAUUAUCAAAAGUGUCUGGCGGAGAGGGACCGCGAAAAUAAGCCUACCUUGAAGAGGAACCGCAAUCAAUCUGGUUGCCUAUGCUUCUCAGGCUCUAGCAAGACCAGGAGAGAAAGUUCCAGCGGUACUGGAGGCACAGCAUCAUCAGCAAACAAUGAUCCACAAGCUGAACGACCCCUGUUCGACUCGAUUGAGUCUGGUGAACAGGUUGUAUGACAAGAGCCUAGCGGCUUACGCCGCUCUGUCCGAUUCAUCUUGGUCCUACCAGUGCUCAUGGUCUUCAUAUGCACCAUUUUUACUAUUUUGAUACUGCUACAGAUUUAUACUUAAGAACGUUAAACGCAGACACCACGAUCUAUGCACACACGAGGAGGCUUAUGAAAGGAAAAAAAAGAAACAUAGGUCCUCCAAUUCUUUAUGAAUUUUUGUCCAGAGCAAACAUCUCUCUGCUUGAUGUGUGUGCGUGUGUGUGUGUUUCUUCUUUCUUUCUCCAUUUUUUCUUUGUCUUGGGAAAAUGUCCAAUGUCUAAGGAGAAGUGAUGAUACAGACUACAAUUCCAAGAGAAUCGGUGCAACCGUAUUUUUUCUACAAUUCAGAGUAGACCCGACAUCGUGCUGUCGUUAACGUACCUAUUUAGGAACAUGUACGCUAUUUCCAUCCUUUUAAAAGAACCUGACACGGGCGUCCGUCAUUUCUACGCGAACAUAUGAACAAGUUGGUGCCUUUUUGUUGACGAUUCGUCGUUGCCGCCACAGCGACCCUAAAGAUGGGUGAUUCCCGUAAUCACCUGGAAAAAGUUUUAACGUCUUUCUCUCUUUUUACAUUUUUUUUUUUCCAAAACGUACGGUAAAUGCGAAUCGCAGAUGAAGGAGUCACGAUUUAAGUCGAAGAACACCUUGCAUUCGAUUGUCCGUCAGUGA